Molecule: messenger RNA, 1441 nt
Organism: Leguminivora glycinivorella
Lineage: Eukaryota; Metazoa; Arthropoda; Insecta; Lepidoptera; Tortricidae
Exons: 7
Coding region: 1-1230 (409 amino acids)
Source: RefSeq, a predicted model, not a curated record
AUGCCGAGUAGCGGAGCGAAGCCGCCCGUCUCAGUGCUGGUGGUUUGCAACCCGACGCUGCUGCCCCACCGCACAAUAUACUUAACGACUUAUGCAUAUUUGUUAUACGUAUGUACAAUUGUACAUAUACACCCCAGACCUUCGAGCCCCGGUAAGUGGUGCCUCCCGGCUUCGCAGUGCGCAGUCGCACUGCAAGUCUCCGUCGGCCCCCUCCGUUUUUCCCUGUCGUCCGAAAGUGAAUUAUUAAAUCUGUUCCUGGCCAAGUUAUUUAAAAUGACGGACCAUACGAAUACAUGUCCUUGGUCACUGUUUAAUGAACAAGAAAGAAAUGAUAUUGUUCAUCACCUUCAUUAUACGGGAGGAUUUUCUGCAUUGAUUUUUAUUGGUUUAUUGUUAGCUUAUCUUCAGCCAACUUUUGAAACAAAUCGCAGUUACCAAAAUAUUGGGUUUUUUAUGCUUUCUGCGUGGAUUCGGAGGAGUGCCCCAUUUUUGAUGGCAUUCAUAAUAGACAGGAAGGAAAUUUUCAAUCAAGAAACUACACUAUGCCGACUAUUUGGAUUCCUCGAAACUUUCAUGGCGAUCCACGAGGUGGAAUGUCUUACGCACGUUUGCAUAGAGAGAUAUGUUGUGAGCAAAUACAUCAUAAAUGGUUGGCGUAUGCCAAACCGCCACUACUACAUGUUCCGGUUCCUGAGUGUGUUCUUCGCAGUCAGCUACUCGCUAGCGGGCAGCAGCAGCCUCAUUGGCGGCUAUGGCUACGACUUCACCUGCUCAAGCUAUACCAUGAAUAUGAUCCUCCCUGGAGGGUGGCGGAAGUAUUCAGUUACUAUGCUCUUUUUCGUGAGGAGUGUCAAGCCUGUCGGAUUUAUGAUCGCUAUGCUGAUAUGGGCGAAACAACUUGAGUCUAAAUUUGCUGACAACGCCUACAAUCGCCAACAGAAGAAAAUUACCGAUGAAGUAACAGCGCUGACAGCGGUGAACCUGGCUUGCUGGGCGCCAAUAGCUCUGAUCCAGGCCUCGGUGGUACUGUCGCAGCAUCUGUACGGGCCCGGCCAGUUCUUCCUGCCCGAGCCAUAUUUAGUCAAAAUAGCGCUGCUGCUGCAUUGGAGUUCCCUGGGAUGUUCCACUAUCACCUUGUUUCUCCUGAACCCCAACAUUCGGAAGGCUGCGCUCAACUUUAGGGUCCAAGAUUUCACGACAUCCACUCCGGAUCCGCAAAAAACGGAAUAAAAUAAAUACGCAGUUCUCAAUUCCGGAUAUAUAUUAAUAUGAUACGUGUACAUAAGAAAUGUACAAGUUGAUCGCAUUCCAUACGUUAUUAAGACUUAACAAUGUACAUAGACACAAUAUUUGUACGAAGAAUAUCAGAACAGUUCAUUGUAAACGAUAAUAUAUAGUUAAUCUAAGUGUUUCAGUCAAAUACAGUAUUUACAUUCAACAA